Messenger RNA from Drosophila sulfurigaster albostrigata, 2363 nucleotides. Its product is annotated as protein phosphatase 1F. Gene Ontology annotation, biological process: negative regulation of protein kinase activity; protein dephosphorylation. Lineage: Eukaryota; Metazoa; Arthropoda; Insecta; Diptera; Drosophilidae. The transcript has a single exon. The record is from RefSeq and is a predicted model, not a curated record. Gene Ontology annotation, molecular function: protein serine/threonine phosphatase activity. Bases 142 to 1530 code for a protein of 462 amino acids.
UGCUCUCUCAGUUCAGUGAGAAAAAUAUAAACAAAUAGAAGCAGCAUUGCGUAAAAACAAUGCGAGUGGCGGGUGAAUCAUCGAAUUACUAUUACUAAUUAACCGCAACAAAAAUAACAACGCACAGUCUAUCGCGAAACAAUGUCGUCAGACACAGAUCCGUGUGUAGCUGCAAUGGAAUGUGCACAAUUGCUGCAAUUCAAAGAGUUUCUAGCGUCAUCAACCCCAAACAGCAACAGCAGUGAACUGACCUCUGGCAAUGAACUGAUGAUGCGCCAUCACAAUAAUGGACAAGCAACAAAUUGUGUAACGCGCAGCAGCAAUGACACCUACAAAGUCACGGCCGACGAGCAACGCGCCGAAAUUGUUGCCACACUGUGGAAACAACUUGCCACCAAAGGUUGUCCGCCUGCAUUUCAAAUCAAGCUGCUGCAUUUGGCUACUGAGCAAAUCAUAAAGGAUCUGCGAUAUGCCAAGGAAUGCGAGGUGAAUGUGGAGGACAACAUAAACAGCAUUGGCGAAGUACAACCGCAAUACGAUCUAUUGAAAUUGCAAAAAUUCGUAAGUACGCAAUUGGACAAAUUAUUGCUGAAACUCACUGACAAUGCAGCGCUAGAGAAGCUGCAGCUCUAUGCCGAUGAGCAGGCGCUGUGCUCGCCAACAGCACCAUGUAAGUGUCAGACCCUCGCCUCAUCGCCGCGACACAGCGCAGCGGCUAUUAAAAAUAAACCACGCAAAAUGGAGGAUCGUCAUGUUUGCCUGGAGCGUUUUGGUGCCAUGUACGAGUUGAGUCAACAGCAUGCUGGCUGUCGCUUCUUUGGCGUCUUCGAUGGACACUCGGGAGCGCUCUCGGCCAGCUAUGUUACCAGUCAAAUACCCCAACUACUGGCACAUCAACUCCAACGUUUGCCAGCCGCUGGUGACGAUCUUGACGACGUGGACUUUUAUCGCAAUGCCUUCGAGACGGCAUUUCUGCAGGCAGACGAACGUUUCGCCCUCAAGCGCAUUACUAGCGGCACGACAGCAGUGUGUGCCUUAAUCACUGGGGACAACAAGCAGCUGUAUAUUGCUUGGGUGGGCGACUCGAAGGCAUUGUUGGUGGGCAAACGCACCCAGCUGCAGCUGGUGAAGCCGCAUAAACCCGAAUCGCCAGAUGAACGACGACGCAUUGAGAUCAGUGGCAGCACCGUGAUUCAUGCGCAGGGACAAUGGCGUGUGAAUGGCAUCUUGAAUGUGGCACGUUCCAUUGGCGAUUAUAGUUUGGAGGCUGUCAUCGCGGAGCCGGAUUUCGUAGAUGUGCCGCUGAGUGAGGCGCAUGACUUUUUGGUGCUGGGCAGCGAUGGACUGUGGGAUCAUGUGGAGGAGUCGUUCAUUGUGGACACUGUGUACGAGUGUCUGGCCGAUGCCAAGACACAACUUGAUGACAUUCCCAAGCUGUUGUUGGAGGCGGCUAAAGAGCACGAUUCGCAGGACAAUAUUACUGCGGUGCUGGUGCUGCUCAAGCCACGCGAUCAAAUUGGCCACAGCUAGAUUUAAUUGUUAUCGCAUACGCAUUCAUUGUUUGUUUGUUGGUUUAUUUGUUUAGCUUUAAGAUUGCAUUUUUUUAAUUGGAAUGGAAUGACAUUUUAAACAUUCUCACGUGCCUGCAGCCUUUGCUCCCUUUGGUUGCCUUUCUCUCUCCUCGAAUAAGCUCAAAAAUCACCACUCAAUAUAGCCAGAUAAAUAUGAAGAUAUAUCUAUAUAUAUUUACAUACCACAAACAUAGUUAACAUUGUUUUUUGGCUGCUUCUUCGCAAAUGCUUCCGCCAAAAUUAGCAUGCUGUAUAUAAAAGGCAUACGUAAAGUACAAUAUAUACACACAAGUCUAUAUAGUAUAAAUGUAAUACACACAAUAUUAUAGUAUAUAUAUAUAUUUACCAUUAACUCUUGCCCAGUUGACAAACGACGACAACGAAAAUCCAACGAAUGCUCGAUUUUUACGAGCCCAAUUUCAAUUUGAGCAUCACAAAAAGAAAAGCUAUCUUCGGCAAGCCGAAUUUUAAAUACCUUGCAGAGUAAAGUCUAUUACGAAAAUGUUGAUAAAUAUCAAUUUUUAACCCAAUUUGUAAUUAACUGUAAACCCAACAAAAAACAUGUUUGUUAAAAUGAAUUAAUGAGAUAACACUAAAUGUUUCAUUAGUUUAUGCUGACUAUGACUACCAUAUCUUAUAGUUCUCAGAUCCUCAUAACUAAUGGAAGCAUAAUCUUUUAAUAUUAUUAUAAAAAAAGAAAAUAAUGUCUGUUAACAAUAACAUGAGAAAAAGUCAAGACUUCGAUAGAUUUCCAUUCAUUUUUCUCUCUAUUACUAACUAUGACAUAUAUGA